Molecule: messenger RNA, 1986 nt
Organism: Papaver somniferum (opium poppy)
Lineage: Eukaryota; Viridiplantae; Streptophyta; Magnoliopsida; Ranunculales; Papaveraceae
Product: LRR receptor-like serine/threonine-protein kinase GSO2
Exons: 3
Coding region: 1-1986 (661 amino acids)
Molecular function (GO): protein binding
Source: RefSeq, a predicted model, not a curated record
AUGGAGUUGAACUUGAAUCGACCACUUGUUUUCGUUCCUCUUCUUCUUUGUCUAAUAUUCUUUAUUCAGUCUCCUACUGCUCUAUGUUGUCAUGAAAAUGAAAGAACAUCUCUUUUGACUCUCAAAUCCUUUCUUACUGAUCCUUCAAACCGUCUGUCAUCAUGGCAAGGGAAGAACUGCUGUAAUUGGCAUCGGAUUCAUUGUUCUAAUGACUCUUUGCAUGUCGUCUCGCUUGACCUACGGAAUCCAGACCCUGAAACGUUUGUACGCAACGUUGCCUCAGCUGUCCUCUCGACCUCAUCUCAGUCGGUUACUGCAGGCAAUGGUACUUUAGGGUUACAUAUCAUCGACAAGUUUGAAUUGGUUGAAUGGUUAACUGAAGUGAAUGGGUCGAUUCCUAGUUCAAUAACAAACGCAUCGUCAUUAGUUUCUCUUGACAUGUUAGGCUGUGCAAUUCAAGGUUCUUUACCUGCUUCAAUCUCAAAUCUUUCACGAUUGCAGAAGCUAGAGCUCAAUCAUAAUAACAUUGCCGGUUUCAUUCCUCCUUCAAUCUCUAAACUCAAAAAACUUCAAAUUCUAUCUUUAACUCAAAACAAUCUACAAGGAUUCAUACCCGAGUCGACAUGUGAGAUGUCUUCACUUCAGCAGAUUAAUUUGGGGCGUAAUAAUUUGACGGGAACGAUACCAAGUUGCAUUGGCAAGCUGAGGAACCUACAGAAAUUUCAUAUCAGUGGCAAUUCUGUAGGGGGUAGCGUUUCGUUGAUUUCUUUGCUCAACGAGUUAAACUUGACUUGGAUUAGUCUCAGCGCGAAUAACAUAACUGCUGAAGUAGAUGUGAAGUUGGUUCGGCCAAAAUUUGGCCUACAAAUUUUGGCUCUGAAAUCUUGCAAUUUGCAAGGGCAUAUCCCAACUUUCAUUUGUAAUUUGCCUCAGCUGGUUGCGUUGGAUUUGUCUCAUAAUAACCUGCGAGGAGCUAUUCCUUCUUUUAUCUUUGAACUUCAGAAUCUCUCUUAUUUAGAUCUCUCUAAGAACAAUCUUCAAGGUACAUUACCACCUUCGCUUAAUAUAACUCUUCAGUUUGCAUUUCCCACUCUAAAUUUAGCGAACAACAAACUUCAAGGUCAUCUUCCACUUCCACCUCAAAAAAUUGGAGUAUUUGAUCUGUCAUAUAAUAAUUUCACUGGUGCAAUCUCGGAUGAGAUUGGGCAAGCACUGUGCAGCAUUGGGUAUGUCUCAUUAUCAGACAACAAACUCUCGGGGUCAAUCCCUUCUUCUAUGUGUGCAAAUACACAUAAUUCUAUGAUGCAUCUUGAUCUGUCCAACAAUGAGCUAUUAGAAACAAUACCUUCUAGCUUGCAGUACUGCAAUUCUCUCAUUUCCCUAAAUCUUGCCAUGAACAGCCUGACAGGAAACAUUCCCCAUGAGCUUGAACGAAUGAAGAACCUCAAAACUGUACUGUUAGAUGGCAACGCUCUCAAUGGUACAUUUCCCACUUUUAUCCAACAACUUCAAGAUUUGGAAGUUCUCAACUUAGGGAACAACAAGUUUGGAGGUUCUAUACCAAAUUUCAUAGGUACACUCAAGAUUGUUGUCUUAAGAUCAAACGAGUUCAGCGGAUCAAUUCCAGAAGAGAUAACACGGGUGGAACUCCAGAUUGUGACCAAAGGAACUACCCAACGCCUUGAGCUUGUAUACAGUUAUAACUCAGGCAUCGAUCUAUCGUGCAACUUUCUUGAAGGAAACAUCCCACUGGAAAUGGGUUUACUGAAAGGGCUUGCAGUGCUAAAUCUGGCGUAUAAUCACUUCUAUGGCAAGAGUAUAGGUAGCAUGAGAGGUCUGGAAUCAUUGGAUCUUAGUUUCAACAAAGUGUUUGGAGAUAUCCCAAUGUCUUUGACAUCAAUCGACCCUCUUGGGUACUUGAACUUAUCUUACAAUAAUUUGAGUGGUACUAUUCCAAGAGGAAAUCACUUUGAUACAUUAGUUUAG